Molecule: messenger RNA, 2557 nt
Organism: Triticum aestivum (bread wheat)
Lineage: Eukaryota; Viridiplantae; Streptophyta; Magnoliopsida; Poales; Poaceae
Product: chaperone protein ClpB
Exons: 7
Coding region: 257-2266 (669 amino acids)
Biological process (GO): cellular response to heat
Cellular component (GO): cytoplasm
Molecular function (GO): ATP binding; ATP hydrolysis activity
Source: RefSeq, a predicted model, not a curated record
GCUCCCUUCGCUCUGAGGCGUCGACCGACCACCAGAGCGAGGUAGGGUAGGGCAGCUGAGCAGGGCGAGGCGACGAGAGCUGUCGGCCCAGCCUCCAGGCAAGCGGCGGAGAGGCGCCGGCGGCAGUGAGCCUGAAGGGGGCUCCUUGGAGGAGCGGCGGGUGGAGCGGUCGGAGUCUAGGAGGAGGAGGCGGCGGCGCGGAGGAAACUUUCGCCCACUACUCGAUCGGGUUAGGUCUUUUCAUCACCAUCACCUUAUGGAAGCGACUGCAAUCUACGAUACUCGGCUUGGGACCUGGGUUAUGUUGUCUGAUGGAGAAGAUUCGACAAGUGCGGUCUUCGAUCGGCUCUUGUCACAUGUGUUUAGGUUGUAUCGAGGGGUGGAGAGCGUUCUCUGUGUUGGAGCAGCCUUCGGUUUGUGCUGGGCAGCUUGGAGGUACUACGAGCGCAACUCGUGCCUGCGCAGCUACGGCCGUGACAUGACCUGCAGCAAGCAGGCAGCCAACCCGGUGGUCGGCCGCGACAGUGAGAUUGACCGCGUCGUCUCCAUCCUCUGCCGCAAGACCAAGAACUGUGCCGCGCUGGUCGGUGCUGCAGGAGUCGGCAAGACGGCCAUCGCUGAGGGCCUUGCACAGCGCAUCGCUGCCGGGAAGGUCCCUGCGGCACUCGCCGGGGCACGCGUCGUGGAGGUUGAUCUCGCGGCAAUGGUUUCUGGGACUCUGUUCCGUGGCAUGUUCGAGGAACGCAUAAAAAGCGUGAUAAAGCAGGCGGAGGACUCAGGUGGCAAGAUAGUUCUCUUCAUCGACGAGAUGCACAUGCUUCUUGGUGCCGGUGAUGGAUUGGGGGGAUGCCAAGACGCUGCCAAUAUGCUCAAGCCAGCGUUGGCCCGUGGUCGUAUCCGUUGUGUGGGUGCGACGACUUUUGAUGAUUAUCGCAAGUACAUUGAGAAGGAUGCUGCGCUCGAGCGGCGGUUCCAGAAGGUGCACGUUGAGGAGCCAAGCAUGCAGGACACCAUUGCCAUGCUGCGGGCUCUAAAGCAGCAGUAUGAACAGCACCACGGCUUAGAAAUCCAAGAUGCUGCUCUUGUUGCCGCUGCACAGCUCGCUGGCCGCUACAUCACCGGUCGUCAAUUUCCUGACAAGGCAAUUGACCUGAUUGAUGAGGCUUGUGCCACGGCAACCAAAACGAUGAUGCCAGUUGGCGACCAAGAAGUGAAUGUGAACACUGUGCAGAGUACCUCUAAAAAUGCAGCCAAGGAGGCAAUUGUUUCCCCAAAUCAUGUUGCGCAAGUUGUGAGCCAAUGGACUGGAAUUCCUGUCGCUGCGCUUGACCAAGAGGAGAAGCAUAGACUAAUCCACCUACCAAGCAGACUACGCGAGCGAGUUGUUGGCCAGGAUGAAGCCGUAAAUCUGGUUGCGCAAGCAGUGUUACGUUCCAGGGCCGGCUUUGGUCAGCCUGGCCAACCCAUAGACUCUUUCCUCUUCUUAGGCUCGACUGGUGUUGGAAAGACAGAGCUUGCAAAAGCUCUAGCGGAGCAGCUAUUUGACAGCGAGAAGAUGCUGGUUCGCUUUUACAUGUCUGAAUUUGUUGACAGGGGAUCUGUGCUGCGUCUCAUCGGAGCCCCUCCAAGCUACAAUGGCCAUGAAGACGGUGGACAGCUGACGGAGAAAAUCAGGAGACGCCCAUACAGUGUUAUCCUUUUUGAUGAGGUGGAGAAGGCAGAUCCGUCGGUGUUGAACCUUUUCGUGCAACUUCUGGAUGAUGGUGUGUUGACGGAUGGGAAAGGCCGGACCGUGGAUUUCAAGAAUACCAUCAUCAUCAUGACCUCAAAUCUAGGAGCGGAGCAUCUAACAGCUGGAAUGGCUGGAAACGGCACGAUGGAAGCUGCACGGGACCUUGUGAUGCAUCAGGUGCAGAAACACUUCAAACCUGAGCUUUGCAACAGGAUGAGUGAGAUUGUGAUAUUUGAGCCGCUUUCGCGCGACAAACUGAAGGAGAUUGUGAAAAUCCAGAUGAAGAGGAUUGUCGCCAGAGUCGCUAGCAAGGGCAUUUGUCUAUCUGCGAGCGAUGCCGCGUUGGAGGUGGUUUUGUCGGAAUCGUACAGCCCAAUGUAUGGCGCAAGGCCUGUAAAGAGGUGGUUGCUGAAGAAUGUGAUGACUGAUCUCUCUGAGAUGCUAGUCAAUGGACAUGUCGUGGAAGGCUCCUCAAUCUCCAUUGAUGCUGUCGAUGACGGGAGGCUCAAAUUUGAAGUGGUGAAGGUGUCAUGAUAUUGUUUUGGCCAGUCGUUUUAGAAGUAACAGGGCUUUGUUGACAAUUAAAUGCAGGAGCCUAGGUCCAAUAGCUGCAUCUGAGAUUUAGUUUAUUUUGCUUGUGCUUCUGAAUUCUGAUGAUAACUUGGAAAAGUGUGUCUGUUGUGGAAUCCCUGAUUACCAGACUUGCUAUCCUGAGCAACUGGAACUAGGUCUCCAAAUAACUCAUACUGGCUUUAGAACUAAAAAACUAGGAUACUUAUUAUGCAUUGCAGAGAUUAGUCCUUGUGAAAGGUGCUUUCCAUACAA